This is a messenger RNA of Closterium sp. Yama58-4, 831 nucleotides long. NCBI's taxonomy places the organism in Eukaryota, Viridiplantae, Streptophyta, Zygnematophyceae, Desmidiales, Closteriaceae. The record is from the annotation of a GenBank genome assembly.
AUGGAGCAUCGUCGCCGCGAUCUUCGCAAAAUUUCGUCCGCCAUUCGCCUGGCCGCGAGCCUCGCGAGCCUCGCGCUCGUCGCAGUCAUCCUAUUGACCGCCACAACCAGCGGCGCAGCCAGCGACUCAACCAGCGACGAAUCCUGCGAACCUGGACCGCCCACGUCGAGCAUUUCCGUCGUGUCUUUUGCCGGGCAGGCGACAGGAGAUUCCCAGGAACUGUUCUUCGAGGGGUCCAUGUGCGUCAACCCGCACAAGUUCCGCGAGGAUAUGAUCCUGCAAGUAGACUGGAACGGUGGGGACCCGACCGCGUGUCGCAGCGUCGCCCUUUACCCCAAGAAGAACUGCGCUGGCCGCCCCUAUCGCUCGCUCAUCCGCCCCCUCACGGCCGACCCCAUCGUCAAUUGGAAUUUCCGUGUCGAUGAGCUGCCUGCCUCACUAACUAUCACCUUCUCUCCUUCCCUUCCCCUGCCAUUCUGCUUGCCUCCUCCAUGCCUCUCUCGCCCCCAUGCUCACGUCCUAACAGCCGCAUGCAGCCCGCCAUGCCGUGAGGCGGCCACCUGCCAGGUGGACAAUGGGGUUGCCAUGUGCAAGUGUGGCGCCGGGUACACCAUGAUGGCCAAUGGCCACUGCAAGGCCGUUUGCAAGCCUGCAUGCGCCACCAACGCUGAGUGUGUGGUGGUGGGAGGCAAUUCUGUGUGCCAGUGCAAGCAGGGAUACGCGUUGAAGGGGAAGAGGUGCAUGCCCCAAGCAGGGGUUGGCCAGGCGAGGGAGUGGCUGAAUCACCAAAUUCGAGGUGCGAGGAAGACCAGCGAAGGGUUCACGGGUUAA